Tetranychus urticae (two-spotted spider mite) is the source of this 4539-nucleotide messenger RNA. RefSeq names its product fibroblast growth factor receptor 2. The record is from RefSeq and is a predicted model, not a curated record. Gene Ontology annotation, biological process: positive regulation of kinase activity; protein phosphorylation; cell surface receptor protein tyrosine kinase signaling pathway. Gene Ontology annotation, molecular function: transmembrane receptor protein tyrosine kinase activity; ATP binding. Lineage: Eukaryota; Metazoa; Arthropoda; Arachnida; Trombidiformes; Tetranychidae. Gene Ontology annotation, cellular component: signaling receptor complex; plasma membrane.
ACUAAAGGGUUAACCAAAAUUAAAUUGUAUAAUAUUGUUUUAUAAAAUGCAAGUUAAAUUAAUUGUUUUAUAAUUAUUUUCUCUGAAUCUUAUUGAAUUUGUUUAUUUAGCAAAUAUAUUGUGAACGAUCAUCUUCAGCUGUUUCUUAUACAAAUUAACAGACUUUGUUGGUUAAAGUCUUUAUGUCCAACCAUAUUGGCAAAAAGAGCAGUUAGUUGAAAAAGGAAGAUGAAUAUUCAGUUGUGACACACUCUCACCGGAAACCAUGGGGUGUAGGCAGUUUUUAUCUAGACUUGUUCAUCGUCUUUCAUCUUGGUCUGUCUUGAUGAUCACCACAUUUUAUUUUCAUCCUCCUACCUUGUGAACAUGAGAUAGUCCAAGAUGUGGAGAGAAACAAAAAAGAUGAAAGACAUAGCCCAAUGGAAAGGAAAGAAGUGGGCGAAAUGAGAAAGCAAAUUACCAUCGUCUUCAUCAGGAUGAAGGAAGACGCAGAAGACGCAGAAGAGGAAGAUGUGAAUGAUGAGCUGAGAAUGUGUAUCUGUGAGAUGUUACAGUAGUCCCAAGUACAUUUCCGUUUUCCCGAACUUCGUAAAUUUGACUGUGAAUGUGUCUUUUUCAGUCACUUUAACGACCUUUCUAAUGGUGACUUCAAUUCAAAUAAUAAUGGCUGUACAUUUAAAAGUCUCUGGUAAAGAUCAAAUGUUUUUCUAGGCACACUUCAAUGCACCUAAAUGUCUCCUCUGUUUCCGCUCCCAUCAAUGAUGAUCAUCAUCAGCAUCUUCUUCCGACUUCCAUAUCUUUCAUCUUCAUCAUCUUCUUCAACAUCUUGGCCUUGACUUGAUGCUCUUCUUUGCUUCGUUUAACCCAUCUUGAGAUUCCUUAUAAAAUAUGAAUGCAACAAAAAACAAAGCUAACGGAAAAAAUAAAGUUACUCAGGAAGCGUAAACACACGAAUCAAGCUAAUGAUGAACUCGCAGAGGAGAAUGGAAAUGACAAUUUAGACGAAAAUUCAAACACCGAUUCAAAUAGCAACUCAAAAAGCAAUUCAAAUGACAAUUCAACUGGCAAUUCAAUGGAUACUGGAUCGAGAUUUAGAUUCUUGGCCAUGAUUCUAGGAUGUUAUAGCUUACUCUGAUAAUGGCUUAAGUGAGCUAGAUCAUGAUAAUCAAUUUAUUUGGCAAUUAUUUUUAUUCAGCAAAGAAAGGAACAAAAGUGUGAGAUAAAAGUGAUGAGGAUGAAAGAGAAAGAUGAAGAGAUGUUAGACGACAGAGCAACGAAGAAAGCGAGGAAAAAAGAGGAAAGGAAAAGAAAAAGAUGAAAGAAGAUGAAGAUGAUGAAGACAGUGUCGAAUGAUGUUGAGAAAAAAAGAGAGAAAGAUGAGGAUAAAGAAGAAGAUGAGAAAGGGAGCCAAAAAAGAGGAAACUGUGGAUGAAAUACGCUCGUGCGUUGUUAGUUUAAGUUUAACUUGUUCUCAUCUUCUUUUUAGUCGAAUCUUUUUUUAAAACCAAGUCCAAUUUUUACUCGCAAUGAACUUUAUUUGCAAAAAUACACACCAUUAAAUGUUGCUUCAUCUAAUCUUAUGAUAUAAUUUGAAAUCCUUUGCAUAUCUUGUUUGAUAAACAUCAAUGUCUUGUGCCUUAAUGCAAACUAUUCACCUUAUCAAAUGCUUCCUCUGAUAUCCUCUUAAUCAGAUGUGUUGUCUUCAUGUCUCUUAUGAGCUUCUUAUCUACUUGGACCUGUGUCUUUCUGUGUCCCUCUGAUUAAAUUAUUACAUUUAGUGAUCUCUAAGGAAUUGUUGUUAUCGUUUGCUUAUCAAUAUGACCAAUUGUAACUGUAUAAUCUAUUAUUGAGUUAAAUGAUUGGCUAAAAGAGUUCCUCUGUGUUUUGUGCCUUUGCCUGGAUUUAUCAGUUUCAUCCAUUGAUUAGAUGUCUUAUUUGCUUCUCAACAAUCAUGAUCUAAACAAUAACUAAUAACAAUAACUCCAACUAUUAUUAAUAUUUAUAUACAUAAACAAUGUAUAAUCUGUAUAAUUAUUUGAUAUUUUCCACUAUUUUUGUUGUUUUCUAUCUUAAUCUCGUCCAAUGUCGACCUAAGUGCAUAGUUGAUAAAAAUCUUCUUCCAUCAGCUCCUGUUAUUGGUAAAAAAAAUCACAAUUCACAUAUUCAUAAAUUUGCUGGAGAAGGAAUCAAAUUAAGUUGUAGACCAAGUGGAAAUCCAUGUCCCAAUAUCACUUGGUUUAAAGAUGGCAAGCUGUUGUCUCCUGAAGAUGAUGACUUAGAUAUCAAGUUCAAAAAAUACUCAAUUGAAAUUGAACGUCUCAGGCCAAAUGAUGCUGGUAACUAUUCUUGCCUUGCAGUUAAUGAUAUUGGUAAUGAUUCAUUGUGGUUUCAAUUAAACAUUUCUGUGGCAUGGAUUACUCAACCUCAUGUUAAAAAUGAUGAUAUUUCUCAGCGUACUGUAUACGCUGGUGAUGAUUUGGAACUAUCUUGUGAAGCCAAAUCAGAUGCCAUGGAACUCACCUUUUGGUAUAAAAAGGAAGGUGAAACAUGGAGUGAAGAGUUGGAGGGUGUUGAUGGAGCAACCUACCUCUUUUUCCUUCCAAAUGUAACCAUGAAAGAUUCUGGAAUAUAUAAGUGCCUUGUGGAAAAUGUCCUGGGAAACAGUGAAAGACUGUUUAAUGUCACCGUUAAUGAGCCUCUUCCACCAAGAAUUAAAACAUGUUGGCCAAAUAACCCUUCGGUUUUCGUUGGAGCUAAUGUAUCAUUUCAUUGUAGUUCCUAUGGUGAAGAUGAAAAAUUUUGGGUGAAAGGGUUAGUUCACAACCUGAGUGAGCCUAUCAAUGAAACCAUCAUAAUGGAGAAAGGAACUGGUGACUUGAUCCUGGAAAAUGUGACACAAGAAGCCCAAGGAUGGUAUUCAUAUGUUGCCCGAAAUCGGUUUGGCUUCCGUUCAGUUAAUUUAUUUCUCACAGUCCGCAAAGAGUCACCCAAAGAUAUCUUGACUGAAGCUGGCGUGUCUGGUGAACAAAUAAUCUAUGCUGGAGCUUUACUUAUUAUCAUAGCGUCAACAGUUAUGAUUUGUUUAGUAUUUUGCCUUAUUAAAACACGAGCCAGUCGAUUAAAGACUUUAAAAGAGAACCGAAUUCUAAGGAUCAAGAGAAAAAUAACUUUAGAAGAACCUGCUGAUUCCAGUGAUUCUUUGAAGGCUCCUUUGGUCAAAAUUGAAGAAGCUCCUUUGAAUACUUCUGACCUACCCGUGGAGAAGUAUAUGAGCACAGUAGUUGAAUAUGAGCUUCCAGUUGACCAAAAAUGGGAAAUCUCACGAGAAAGACUGAAGUUACAUAAGCCUGUUGGACAAGGAAACUUUGGUACUGUUUAUAAAGGAGAGUUAUGCGGUGUUGGUAAAAAUAAAGAGCCCAUUAUGACCGUUGCUGUUAAAAUGCUGAAAGAUCCAUCUAAUGACUCUGAUAUGGCUGAUCUUGUCUCAGAGAUGGAAGUUAUGAAACGGAUCGGCAAACAUUUAAACAUAAUCAAUCUAAUUGGAUGUUGUACUCGAAACGGACCUCUUUAUGUAAUCGUGGAAUAUGCAACUAAUGGUAACUUGCGUGAUUUCCUUCGAUCUCAUAGACCUGAUUCAGUUAAUUUUGACAAUGAUAAGCAACUUUAUCCUCAAGAUUUUCUUUCAUUUGCACUCCAGAUUGCUCAAGGGAUGGAUUAUUUGGCAUCCAGAAGAUGUGUUCAUCGUGAUCUUGCUGCUCGUAACAUUUUGGUUGCUGAGGAUAAUGUAAUGAAAAUUGCUGAUUUUGGUUUGGCUCGUAAUCUUCAAUCUGUUGACUAUUACCGGAAAACGACCAAAGGUGUGAUACCAUUGCGAUGGAUGGCUCCUGAAGCGAUUGAUCAAGUUUAUUCUAGUGCCAGUGAUGUCUGGUCUUUUGGCGUACUUCUUUGGGAAAUUUACACUCUCGGAUUAUUACCAUAUCAAGAUAUUGAUCAAAGUAGCCUUUACACUUGGCUGAGAGAAGGCCAUAGACUAGAACAGCCACCAAAGUGCCCUAAUCAAGUAUACAAAUUAAUGAGAAGAUGCUGGAGGUACAAUUCAUGGGAAAGACCGACUUUCUCUGAUUUAGUCAAAGAACUGGAGGAUAUUUCAAAUGGUCCGCAUUACCCUGAAUAUUAUGAUAUGAGUAUUCCAAUAAUGGAUACUCCGCCAACAAGUGACUAUGAAGUCGACUACUCUGACAGUUUUGACGCUGAAGAAUCAAGUCUCCAUGAUUACCAAAAUGUAAAUAAUAACAUAAACACGCAAUUGAAUCGACUUUAUUUCAUUAACGAGUCCAUUGUUUGAAAUGGAUGCAAAAAUCAUCAACUGACUAAAUUAAAGAAACCGUUUAUUUACUCUAUUUUCACCAUUCAUCUCUAAACCAAAGGAACUAAAAACGAUAUCAAAUCAACUCAUCAUUAUACAUACUUUUUUGUACAUAAAAUAACGAAACUUUUUGUCUAUUUAUUCUAAAAUUAAAUUAAUUCCAUUCUUGAAAA